Messenger RNA from Ostreococcus tauri, 1209 nucleotides. RefSeq names its product Methyltransferase FkbM. Lineage: Eukaryota; Viridiplantae; Chlorophyta; Mamiellophyceae; Mamiellales; Bathycoccaceae. The record is from RefSeq and is a predicted model, not a curated record. The transcript has a single exon. Bases 1 to 1209 code for a protein of 402 amino acids.
AUGGGCGCGCUCGAGGGCGUUCCCGCGCCCGCGACGUGGCGCUUCGACCGCGCGCGACGCACGGCGACGCCGCCGCUCGAACGCGCGCGCGUGAAGUACGUCUCCCGGGCGGACGUGACGUUUGAGUGGGAUGAGAUUUUUGGGCGCGCGUGCUACGCGGACCCCGCGCGGACGCGCGCGGAUGACCGCGGGCGCCCGCGGGCGGUGAUCGACGUGGGCGCAAACGUUGGAUUCGCGAGCGCGUACUUCGCGCGCGAGGUCACGGGCGAGCGCGGGCGCGUGAUCGCGCUGGAGCCGAUACCGGAGACGUUUGAGGCGUUGCGAUGCAACGCGGCGGCGCUGUGCGGAGCGCCUGGGUCGGACGACGCGGUGUGGGCGGCGCCUGGGACGUCGGAGGAUGACGAUGGAGGUUGGACGCGCGGUGGGGUGCUCGGAGACGUGCGCGCGGCGCACGUGGGCGGGGGGGGGGUCGGGAGCGGGUGCGGCGCGAUUUACGCCCACGACGUGGGCGCGGGAUCGACGGGCGGCGGAACGCUCGAGUUCACGUCGUUCCCGCGCGCGGCGGGGUGGUCGACGCUCACGGAACAUAGAAAUGACGCGGAGACGGUGCGAAAUUUGAUCGAGUACGUGUUCGACGCGCUCAAACCGUCGACGUCGUCGUCGUCGUCCGAGCGGUUCGACGGCUUGGAGCCAAACGUCGUCACGAGCUUCGGACGCGCGGUUCGCGCGUUGGUGUUGGACGACGACGACGACGACACGAAAGACGUCAAUCCGUUACGGAAACUCGUCUCACACGUCGCCGCGUUCGCGCUCACCGUGGCGGUGCGUUGCGUCGCCGCGUACAUGCUCUCUGGCGCGCGUCGAGUCUCGCGUCCGGUCGUUUCCGUCAGCGACGUCAUCGACGCCCACGGACUCGACGUCGUCGACGUGUUAAAAAUAGACGUCGAGCGGGCCGAGCUCGACGUUCUCCGAGGCGUCUCCGACGCGCAUUGGCCGCGUUUCCGUUCCGUCGUCUGCGAGUGUCACGACGUCGACGGUUCGCUCGACGCCGUCCUCCGCCUCCUUCGCGCCCACUUCGCCGACGUCACCGUCACCCCUCUCUUCGGUCGCGCCGCCCUUUUCAUCGUGCGCGCGUCGAACGCGAUCGCCAUCGCCCGAGCGCGUCCGCCGUCGUCGCCGUCGCCGCCGCGCGAGACGCCGCGUGCAUAA